CGCUCCGCCCCGGCCGCGGCCAUAGCUGCACCACGCGACGGUCGUCCUCCUCGGCCCCUGCCCUGCGCCACCCCAACCGCGGCCCCAGCUCCGCCCCCGCCGGCCACCACGGCCCCUGCCCCACGCCUCCCCGACCGCGGCCCCAGCUCCGCUCCGGCCGGCUUCCACGGCCCCGCCCCGCGCCGCCCCAGCUCCGCCCCGGCCGGCUUCCAUGGCUCCGCUCCGCGCCGCCCCAGCUCCGGCCCGGCCGCCAACAACCAGCAUCCAUGGCCCUCCGGAAUCCGGUGAGAUCCGCCAUGUCGAGCCUGCACCAUUGGAUCCCCAGGCGUGCCCAUUAUCCUCAUUCUGCUCCGUUCGAGGCAAGGAUGGGCUCUGCCCCGCACCGAGAAACGAGGGAUUUGGCGGCCACGGGGCUUCCCAUGUGUCCAUGGAGUUCGCCGGCGAUGGGAGUGCAGCUCGGCCGAGCGGCAUGAAGCUCGUUUGCUCGGGCGUGUAGCUCGACAAGCUCACAAAUGCAGUUCGCUGGAUGCAUGUUUGUGUGAUGCCCCUGAGAUGUAAUUUGUUAUGUGUUCUUGUGCAGCCGAAGAGGUUCAGCAGUAGUUUUCUUCCCCCCUGUUUUUCAUCCGCCUUCUCCCCCUUGUCGACUGCCCUCAACUGAAGCUCACUUAUGUUGAAUUUGUGAUUUUUUGUUGUUUUUGCAUCAUUCUGCAGUGCGCUUUUGCCUCCACUGAAGUGGGCUGGUCCUUGGUCGUGCAGUUCGGCGGCCGCACGCCCGUGCGGUGUUUUCAUUUGUUCUAAAAAUUGUUGAUGAAGAUGAAUGCAGUUCAUUAAUAAAAAAAGGAUGGGUGGUUCGUGAGGGA
Messenger RNA from Triticum aestivum (bread wheat), 860 nucleotides. RefSeq names its product actin cytoskeleton-regulatory complex protein pan-1. Lineage: Eukaryota; Viridiplantae; Streptophyta; Magnoliopsida; Poales; Poaceae. The record is from RefSeq and is a predicted model, not a curated record.